Messenger RNA from Coprinopsis cinerea okayama7#130, 936 nucleotides. RefSeq lists its product as hypothetical. Gene Ontology annotation, biological process: regulation of transcription by RNA polymerase II. NCBI's taxonomy places the organism in Eukaryota, Fungi, Basidiomycota, Agaricomycetes, Agaricales, Psathyrellaceae. The record is from RefSeq and is a predicted model, not a curated record. Gene Ontology annotation, molecular function: DNA-binding transcription factor activity; RNA polymerase II cis-regulatory region sequence-specific DNA binding. The coding region runs from base 1 to 936 and encodes 311 amino acids. The transcript is spliced from 7 exons.
AUGCUUCUCCUCUCCGUCCUCCUUAUGCAUACGAAUAUCGAUGGGGGUGAGGGAUUUGAGGCAGACCUUUUACAGGACCACCUGAGCUCGAUCCAACGGUUCCCUGAAUCGUCUCAAAGGUCGUCCCUCGUCUCUCUAGCUCGUCCUGGGACCCGACAAGAAAUUCGAUGCACCGAUCAACCACCUUCACCAAAGGUUGCGUACCGGAGGAUCAACGAGGUCUUUUCCUCACCGACUCCUGAAAGCGAGACGGAGCUCGAGGACACUACUACCCCACCUUACGAACUUCCUAGUCCCGUCAUCCAGAGUGCAUCGGUACGCAGCCCACGCUCUUCUUCAAGCGGUCCUUCCCAAGCGGACGAACCAGGGUCCCCGACAGAACGCACACCUCCCAGCCCAGUAAGCCCUUCCUCUCAGGACAAGCCCAGCUCGGCAUGCUUCACCAAAGUGGUGAUGACGAAGUACAGCAAUCCCCCUGGGUAUCGUGCGAAGAAGGUCAAGUUCCACCAGUGUACAGUCUGCGGCAAGGCUUUUCCUCGUCCAAGCGGCCUCCGUACCCACAUGAACACGCAUACCAAGGCUAAGCCCUAUCCCUGCACUUGGGAAGGAUGCGACAAAACCUUCUCCGUAAUCUCCAACGCUAAGCGACACUACCGCACCCAUCUCUCCGGGGGAGCACCCAUCGACGACCAACUAACCGGCCCCUACGUCGUCGACUUUAGCGAACCAGUCGUCCUAGACGCCUCGCCUCCCGCCAGCCUGAGCACUGGCACCAACGGAAUACCCAGCAGCAGCAGCGACUCUCACGGCGAACAAGGCUCGCGUCGAACGCCGGAGACGCCAGUCUGCCUCAAAUGGCUACCUCCCGGCUCGGAUACCCGUCGUUCAUUGACCAAGUCUCCGGUAGUACCCUUCUCAUUCUACUCGCCCUCGUGA